AUUCUGAAAAAUAUUUUUAUUCAGGUUUUUGUUUUGUUCUCCGCUAAUUACUUGCUUCUUUCCACAUAAAUAUUCAAAAUGGCAGCAUCAGAGGAAGCACAAAAACCCGUUGUAGAUCAUGAGGCUGAAGGAAAUGACUGCAAACCAUCGACAUCAGGGGCGAAUGAAGAAGAACUGGAGAGAAUUGCUACUGAAGAGCUACUACGGGAGGCCAAGCGUGGAGCAGAGAGAGUCAGGGAGAUGGGUAUAUUUGGAUGGCAGAAGUCCCCUGUCCCACCGGUGAAUAAACGCUUUCUCAACAACACGUUGAGCAGUACGUUGCGACAUCCUUUCAAGAAAAAACGAGGGCGGAGUCGUAGUCCUAGGGAGAAUUCAAAUGGUCACCGACCAAGUUUUCCUGAUUGGGGAGAUGAUAGACGUAGGCGUACUCGAUUCGUUGAUAAAAAUGAUAUUGGUGAUGGUGAUCCCAGACAUGGCCCUGGCCCUGAGCAUCAUGCUCAAUCCAAAGACCUAGAAAAUAUCAGGCCGGAUAAUAAACAAAAUAGUUGGGACAGUCCCGAUAUGAAUAUCAGAAAACGGACACGAUCUCAUUCACCAUCAGUCAAUGGAAAACUCAGGAAAAAAUCUAAGUCAGACAAAAAACGAUCAAAAUCUAAUCGCCCUCACAGUCGUACUCGCAGCAAAAACAAAAGUGAUAAAAGCCGAAGUAAAAGACACAAGUCGUCAUCAAGAAAAAAGGAUAAGGACAAAGAUAAGGAUAAGGACAAAAGUAAGAAGUCGAAAUCAAAACACAAACAUGAAAGUAAACAUAAUGGUAAACAUGAGAAAAAGAGACACAGCCACAAGUCUAAACACAGGAAGGAUAAGAAGCACAAGAAAUGAACAAUAACAUUGCAUUAAUUUCUAACUUUCUGUGUCCUGUACUUGAUAUCCUGAGUAUAUUUCUGUUCUUGUGAUGAAAUCCGACCAUACAUUGCAUUCAUAAUUGAUAAACCAGGUAUACAUUGUACAUGUAUGCUGUUUAUCUUUUACACUCAGGAGUGGCAAGACUUGUUGAGGAUGUAUGAACAUAUCAAUGAAUCAUAGUGAUCAUUUGAAUGGAAUCUCUAUCUAGAUAAUGUCAGACAAGGCAAUAAACAUUUCAUACCAUCAUCAGGUUUCAAUGAUACUAGCUUGGUUGCACAGCAAUCGACUGCAUAUAAGAUGGGGGAAUUGGAUUAUCAGGGUCACAUGCCACUCGUACCUCUACCAGUCACUUUUAGAAUAAAUUGACUUUUGAAAAACAGCUCAAACUCAUGGCAAAAUGCAUAAAUUUUGAACAAAGAGGCCCAUGAUUUUCAUGUGAUACAUUUUUCACAGAGUCCAAAUCAAGUGAACUGAACUUUUCAAGGAUAAGGAAUCCGAUGAGCGCACAAUUUUUCAGCAUCAGCCUUGACAAUACCAAUGCCUCCAUUGUUUGUAGAAAAUAUCCCACCACAAAGGAGAUGUUGGCCGUCUUCUUUUAUCGAUAAAAUAGUAGUUUCUGUGAAAUGGAUCUAUAUGUUGAUGUAUCAUCAAGUAGAGCUACAAUGCACUGAUGUGUUUCAGUCUAGAACAUGUAGAAUAUGAGUUUUAUUCUAAUUUGAUCAUGUUAAAUUUUAUGUCGCUUCAAAACUUUGUUCCUUUGUGGCUUGUGACCCAUUUGUAAUGUGACUUGUGACGUGCUAACGUGACUUAUGUAAACUCAACCUUAGAAGGAGGGUCGAUUUUAUGUUGGCUUCUCUGAAUAUUCAGCAAGCAAGGUGUAUCACAUUGCUAAUUCCCUGAGUUCUAGAAGUCUUGUGAAAUAAAUGUUUUCUUGACUGAUAA
Lineus longissimus is the source of this 1848-nucleotide messenger RNA. RefSeq lists its product as uncharacterized. The record is from RefSeq and is a predicted model, not a curated record. Lineage: Eukaryota; Metazoa; Nemertea; Pilidiophora; Heteronemertea; Lineidae. The transcript is spliced from 3 exons. Bases 79 to 882 code for a protein of 267 amino acids.